AUGCUUAGUACCAAAGUUUUUAUUAUGGUGUUUUGUCUUGCUGUUGUUCAUUUGCGUGCAACUAGUGCAGCAUGUUGGUCUACAAACGCGUGUAUAGAUAAGGGUGUCUGUACCAACUUGGGAGGUGCGGCUCAAGCAGGUCAUUGUACUGGUGCCGCCCACAUUCAAUGCUGUACCUGUCCAAGAUGCAUAGAUGAAACAGCCUGUAGAAAUAGUGGUGGAACACCCGGUGCUGGUAUUUGCCCGGGUGCUGCGAAUAUUAAAUGUUGUAAGGGAGGAAAUGGAGGAGGAGGAGGAGGAGGAGGAUCUACCGGUCCUGCACCCAGUAAACCAACUAAUACUAUGCUCACUGGUUUGGCUGAUAUACUUCGUAGUGCCGGUGUCAAUGUUGUUGAAGUUGCUGGAUGGAAGACUCGUGGACAUGGGGUCAUGGCUUCAGUGAAAGGAAUACUUGUUCAUCAUACGGCAGGUCCAGCAACAGGCGACUUUCCUUCUUUAGGAGUAGUACGAGAUGGUACAGGUAGUCUUGCCGGCCCACUUGCACAGCUUGGACUGGGCCGUUCUGGAACCUGGUGGGUCAUUGCAGCAGGUCGUUGUUAUCACGCUGGCAGCACCAUAGAUGAUUCUAUCUAUGGCAACAGCAAUGCAAUUGGUAUCGAAGCUGAAGGAACUGGUUUACCAGCCACCGACAGUGGUCAUGCAAACUGGCCAGAAGUACAAUACCAGAGUUAUAUAAAAGGUGUGAAAGCUCUUCAAAAAGCUUAUGGUGUAGCUACAGCUCGUGUCAUAGGACACAAAGAAGCAGCGGUACCCAAAGGCCGCAAAAUAGAUCCUAACUUCUCUAUGGCUGAAUUUCGAUCGAAGCUCGGCUAA
Messenger RNA from Adineta steineri, 873 nucleotides. NCBI's taxonomy places the organism in Eukaryota, Metazoa, Rotifera, Eurotatoria, Adinetida, Adinetidae. The record is from the annotation of a GenBank genome assembly.